Nicrophorus vespilloides is the source of this 2043-nucleotide messenger RNA. RefSeq names its product protein FAM60A. Lineage: Eukaryota; Metazoa; Arthropoda; Insecta; Coleoptera; Silphidae. The record is from RefSeq and is a predicted model, not a curated record. Gene Ontology annotation, biological process: negative regulation of cell migration.
AUUUGCUUAGUUCUUAAGCUACAUAAUCCAAACAAAAAUGUUUCCUUUCCAUAAACCAAAAGUCUACAGAUCAUCGACUGGCUGUUGCAUAUGCAAAGCCAAAUCGAGCAGUUCCCGUUUUACCGAUAGUAAAAAGUAUGAAGAAGACUUCAACAAAUGCUUCCAAUUGCCUGGACCAAGGCAGGGGGAGAUUUGCAACGCUUGUGUUCUAUUAGUGAAAAGGUGGAAGAAAUUACCAGCGGGUUCAGAGAGGAACUGGAAACACGUGGUGGAUUCGCGCGCCGGACCCGGUAUGAAGUCGAUGACCAAGUUCAAAAGCAAGCACAAAAAACAGGCGGCCGAGGGUGAGGCGAAGCAGCAACAACAGAAGAAGAAAAAGCAGUACGAGAGGGAGAUGAGCCCGACGCUGUCGGACGACAAGAGCGACGGAGGACAGGACGUGGAGAUGGCCGAUGUGGACUACCUUUCGGAGAACGUGACAAGCGGUGGUUCCAGCCGUACCAACAGCCCCGGUGCCAGCGAUUGCGAGGAGUCUGUGGUUGUUGUAACCAGUAGCACGAGCAGGAGGCAUAAGUCUCAAGCCAAGAGACGGAGCACUACCACCUCCGAAGUCAGCGAGUUCAUCGACAUGGACUACUGGAAAAAGCUGAAGAUUUGCUGUGGUAUAAUCUUCGAGGGUCCCAACGGUGAGAUGCUGAUUGACGAGCGCUACUGGAAACCGUGCAGGGCGCGGUUGGCUGCCCAGUGCAAGUUGCGAUCUCCUUCAGUGGAGUCGAACGCGGCUACCAAGGGUUCAUCGAAAGGCUACAGCGAUAGCAGCUCGGAUUCUGGUUACGAUGACUCGAAUCAGGGCACCGAUGAAACCGCUGCAGUCUACAAGAAGCACGAACAACGGAGUUGUCGUUGGCUGCGAUGGCUAUUCAAAAAAAAAAAAUCAAGUAUUAUGAAAACAAUUGAAUGCGCGAAACCAUUUCGCGCAUGAUUAUUAAGCAAAUAAUUGUUGUAUAACAAAAACUGAAACGAGGAGUAAUAUAUGUAGAAUAUAUAGUUUGUAGUUAAUUCUAAUUAUUUAUUUUCUAUUAAAGUUUAAGAUUUUAUUAUGAUUUUCUCAAUUCUUUUGGUUGCAUAUAUAUUUAUAUGUGUAAUAUAUUCCUUUGCGUAGCGAAAUCUCAAUUGAGUUUGAAUAGCACAAACAAAAAUAAACAAACGAUCGUAAGAAGAUGUGGCCUUUUCUUUGCUGAGUAGAAGAAGGGGUUGUUUCUCUUAAAUAUUUUUGAUAAAAAUGGAUUGCGCAAUGGUCUUUGACCUCAGAAGACACGGAGCUGAGAAUAAAACAAAAGUGAGAGAUAGCGAGAACUGGAGGAGUAGAGAGAGAGAGAGCCAAUGAUUGGGAAUGAUGGGGUGCGUAGAUCCGUGUCCCAUCUAUUUGACUGGCGCGGAAUAUUCUAAAUUUAUCAUUUUAUACAAAUUGUAUGUAUAUAAAACUAAGUAAAUCAAUUUUAAUGAGUAAGAGUUGAUUGUUAACAAUGAAAGCCAAAAAAAAAAUAAAGAAAAAAAAUAAAAUAAUUGUUAAUGAUGCAAUAAUGAAUACGAAACGUAAAUCGAUAACAGCAAUUGUUAUUUAUAUCACGAUUUUAAUGAGAAAAAAAACGAUUGGAAAAUUUGAGAAAUAUUAGGGAAAAUUGAAAUUUUAUAUAUAACUUGUAAAUUUUGGUUGUAUGAGAUAUGUUUGUUGGAAGAAACAAAGUUUCGACCGAGGACUUUCAAAAAGUCUCGAUAAGAUGCAAUGAGUAGAUUCAGUUUUCUCUCGCCACCCCCUAGGUUCACACUUUAACUUGUUCUUAUUAUUAUUUUUUUUUUUGUAAGAUUUUAUCUUUUUCUUUUGGUAUUCUGAAUGAAAUUCCAUUUUUAUUGUGCUUCAGUUGAUUUUUGUGUAAGGAUUAUAUUUGUGUAGAGAUUGAGAGUCCAAAAAGAUUCCAUAAAAUGUGAAAGAAAUAUUAAUUAAUUAUUGUAUCUUGUAUUAUCAAUAAAAUGUAUGGAAAA